Messenger RNA from Colletotrichum gloeosporioides, 450 nucleotides. RefSeq lists its product as uncharacterized. The coding region runs from base 1 to 450 and encodes 149 amino acids. The transcript is spliced from 2 exons. NCBI's taxonomy places the organism in Eukaryota, Fungi, Ascomycota, Sordariomycetes, Glomerellales, Glomerellaceae. The record is from RefSeq and is a predicted model, not a curated record.
AUGGAUAACCUACGUAUCCUAAGUCGUUUUGACACCAACUCUCGCUCUCGGGUAUCUACCUCUGAUGACGCUUUGGAGUGUGCAACAUCGUUGGAUGCUGCGAAAGCAGCCAAGAUAUUCCUUCUCUCUGCUGCUCAGUCUAAAGCUGUAUGCCAAGAGUCUGCAUCAAGUAUUGUAAAUGGUUUGAAUCAGCUGGUUAAUUCAGGAUUUGCUCUCACCCCUUGCUUUUGCUCUGGUUUACUUGCAGGGUACACCCUCAUGAUGAUUUCCCACUUUGAUUCAUCAGCACAUGCAGGCACACAUCAUGGAGUGUCGCAGGAGAUACAAAAGAAACUUUCAGAUGACGUCGAGACUGCUAUUCGAGUGCUCGCACAUUUCUCUAGAGGCUUUGGUGCUGUAGCGGCUUUGAAAGGUAAUAUGCCCAGUGCCUCAAAGACGACCGAAAGCUGA